Molecule: messenger RNA, 7047 nt
Organism: Parascedosporium putredinis
Lineage: Eukaryota; Fungi; Ascomycota; Sordariomycetes; Microascales; Microascaceae
Source: the annotation of a GenBank genome assembly
AUGGUCUUCUUCUGGGAUGUGCCUGCCAAGGUUACACAGCAAUCCCGCCAGUCCGACGACAUUAACGGCGAUGAACCUCCGGCGUGGGCUAUACACCUCUCUAUCCAGGGUGGUACGGUCAACUAUGGGCCCUGGGCAGACCGCCAACGUGCAGAGCUUCAGCGCUUCUUUCUGCCUUCGGCCUGCAAGGACGCCGUCCCGGCGGAGCGGCUGAAGGUUGGAGACUACAGGGUGGCGACCAAAUUCAAUCUUUAUGUUGAACUUGAUAAGGAGGUGACCAUACGAGUCCCCACGCGGGAGCCUUCGAAAAACUGGAGAUUCAAGGGUAAAGUUCCCCACCUUGUUGAUGACUGGACCACUGGUCCACCUCCUGAUUACCUCGUCUUUACCCCGUUCAAGUACAACAUGAACCUGGAUUUCAAGAACAUUCAGGUGUUCUUCAACAUCAAUGAUGCCAACGUGAUCAACAACCCUACAUCACUCGACGACAAUACCUUCCUGAUCCUAUCUAGCGGCCUCCUCCACGCCGCCGUUUCCAUCCCCGUGGACACCUUUCGGCCAUCCAAGAACUCCGUACCUUUUGAGAUCAAGGCCGACGGUCUUGACGCCGUCCUUCACUUGCCUCUGUCAAACACGCAAGCCACAUUUCUUCCCUCUAAAACUCUGGGCCAGGCAGAGAGUGCGGUCAUAUCCGGCGCAUACCAUUAUAAUGCGACCACAUCGCCUGCAAAUACGGACACCUUGAUUCUCAAUGUCUCGGGUCAGUCUCCGACCGUCACCGCCUAUGGGUUUCUCAUUAGGUACCUUCUCUCUUUGAAGGACAACUACUUUGGCGAACAUGUCCACUUCCGUACCCUAGAAGAAUACCAAAAGUCACUCCGGCAGCAGCCCGAGUCCACCGUGGCAUUGAACAGCCAGCCACCACCCCAGGGUUCCAAUGACAUGGAUGUCAUCUUGAGUGUUCGGAUUGAUGACCCCAGGCUUCUCGCUUUUGGUCUACCACCCGUAGAGCCAACGUAUCUCUGCAUCUGGGAUUUAGCGGUCGGUGCGAUUACUGGGGAGUGCACUGCCGAGUUUCUCACGGCGUUGGCUAGGGGCGGAAAAGCCUUUAUAUUCGGUUUUGAUGACGAGGAGAAUGCUCUCGUACCGUACUCCUCUCUAAUAUUUCACGACGUCACAUUCAUCAGGGUCCAAGUUGAGCCUGUUCGAGUAUGGCUGCAUGUGGACGAAGCGGCAUUUCUGUUUUCCACCGACGCCAUUGACGUAGACUUCAACGACUGGGCGAGGAGCCACUAUUCCAAGCGAGCAAAUAUCACCAUACCAAACGUCCAGAUUGCAUGCCUGGACUCGGAAACCGCGGCGCGGCACAAAUCGAGAUCCCGCCACGAGAUCGCCCCUGAAGCCCUUCUUAAAACCAGUGUGCAGGUUGCCAUGAUCGGCCGCGUAUUCGAAUUCUCCCGUGAGCGCAAGUUGCAGCAAGAACUCGAGACAAAGCUCAUUCCUGAGCCUGUCGAGCGCGAGCCAACAGAGCGUGGACCAGAGCGUUCUGCCAUGCACCUUAGAGAGUUCUCGACCUCGUCAGAGCGCCAUUCCGCCUUCUAUAGCGCCCUUGCCGACAGCGCAUAUCACAAUGACGCGAACCGGCCGUCUGCCGUAACAUUUUCAAGCCAGUACUAUCCCCCUCACUUUCCCCUCGAGACCCUCCGCCCACACGCCUCCGAUGCCGCUAUUCCGAGCGUAGAAGGUGAGGAAGGCGAUCCAUUUAAUACACUGGAGUUGGGCCUGGAUGAUAUCGACCCGGAUAUCCUCGCCGAGGACCACAUCUAUACCAGUUUUAUCGUCGAAUUCCCAGCGGGCAUUUCGGGGUUCUUGAACCCUGUUUCUGCUCACUAUGCUGCUUCUUUACUCUCGGCGCUCCAGCCUACCUCGCCGGAAGACGUCCUUGACGAGCUGCAAAUCAGCGCCAUGACCGAGGUUGUAGAUCUUAAGAAGCUAGCCAAAGUUCGUGGCGACGUAACAGAUUUGAUGAUCAGGCUUCCUUCUGCCAACAUUCGGUUCCUAAACUCGACGGACGAGGAGUUUCAAAGAACCACAAAUGUUGUUAUUGAGGAUCAAUAUGAUGCAGUCUGCCGCAACUUGGUGUUUGCGACUAGAGGCACCAAUAAAUGGGACGAUCCGUUCAAGACAGCAACUACAGAAGGCCGCCGGUCCCUCCACCUACGUCUAGGUUCGGCCGAGAUCACGGCCUCUGAGAGACUGAGGGAAAUGGGUGAAGCUCAGCCGGCCGUAAUCGCCCAGAUCGAAGAUGCUGUUGUGUCCAUGGGAUCUCGCGAGGUAACCUACGUGGACGCAUCUAUAGGGGCAGUGAGGGCUAGCACAGCCUCCGGGAAGAUUGACUAUCUUGCUGGACUCAUUCAUCGCACCACGACGAUGGCUACUGAACUGAAGCGCCUAUUUGAGGAGGUUUUGCAGAAAAACGACGACCGCCUAAGGUUCCUCAUCUACAACCUAGCCGUUGUGAGCAAACAACUAGGCGAUGCGCCCUUCUUUACGCGCCCUUCAGCCGUCUUACGCUCCGUCGAGUCUCACCUUCGGACCUUUGACUCCUGGAAGCUCAUCCUUCGGCUGCGGCAGACUUUAGUAGACCUGAGUGUUGAGGAACAAGAGGCACUCUAUCUUGCUUGCUGGGGUUCUCACCCCACCCCACCCAUGAACGCUGCGGCGGAGGUGAUGAACGCGUUCCAAAAAUGGCGAAGCUGGGAUCUGGGCGACUUGCACGAAUCAAACAACGAGCGACGACAAUCUUUCGAAGACCUUCAGGACGUAGAGGGCCCUCUAACGAUUCUAAACAUCUAUUGCGAAGAGGCAGCUGCAAAUAUCAACUGGGAGCUUUGUGAACUAGCAAACAAUGUGCUCCGCCUGUAUACGGAGAAUCUCAAUGAUGAUGAGCCCUCUCCACACCCACCGCCAAAGAGCACCUCGCGCUCGCCCUCGCCUAAAAGGACGCCACGGCCACUACAUGUGGUAUUCAGUCUAGGAAGAGGCGCGGUUGCCGUUGACACAAUCAAUCUUAGCGCCAAGUCUUUUGCCCACGGCCUCACCAUGUCUUUUCUUAGCCAUGAUCUCAUUGACGGAGGCGGUGGCACCAACUUCCUCCUGAAUUGCGACGUCAUCAAGUCGAAGCUUCACAGUCAUGCCCAAAUGCUCGGCAUGUUCCAGCUGCAAGAGCCAAGCCUAUUCAUCUCCCAUACUAUGCAAGAAGUUGACUCUGUAAACUCGCAUACCGUCAAAUCAACCGCGAGCAGCAGAGGCCUCGCUCUCAUUGUCAAGCAGGAUCCCAUUGCGCUCCUAGAGGUCAUGGAUCUCUUGGUCCGAGAUGAAGCCACUCAGCUCUACCGCCUAAAGAGCCAGCUUCCGAGAUCCUCUCCUAGACCGAAGCGCCGGAGUAAAAAGAUUGCUGAGCGUCUGUCGGCGUACCGGGUGAAUGUUGCGCUCUUCCUAGACGAAUACAAUAUAAGCGUCCCUCUACUUCAUUCCCUGACGUACAGCGUGUCUGGCGUCAUCUCAAGAGCCGCCAUGGCCGCCAAUUUUGGGAAAGAGCUCAUAUUCGAUUUCGAUAUUAGCGAGAAUUCUCACGAGAUCCAGAUCGGAGUCAAUAAUGAGCUUCGGAGCAUAUCGCUCCUAACUCUUUUCGCAUCUAUGGAACUCAUCCAACUCGACGCCUCCGCAGUAUAUAGUCUUCUCAAGGCCCUCAACAGACCAGAAAUUUCCAACGCUAUCCAUGACAUACAGGAGCAGGUGCAGAGCAUCAGCGCGCACUUAGACGACCUCUUUGACUCUGAUACUGUCGCCGAGACCACGACCGUAUCCUCAGCACAUUCGCGCCUCAUUUAUACCAUCCACAUCACCCUCGCCGGACUUGAGAUUGCGGGAACUACCCCUCUCGAGUCUGAGAAUCAGCAAAUUGCGCAUCUUCUUGCCUGCAUGAACAAAGUGCAUCUUGAGAUGUCUAAUCAGGUCGAGGCCCGUGGCCCAAUCCUAGAGCACCCUGAGCUGCACGUCCAUCUCGGUGACAUGCUCCUCGAUUUGCGCAAGGGCCGCGAAGGAGAAAUGAAGUCAUGCGGUAACGUCUCGUCCAGCGCUCUCAUCUCCGCGACAACCCGUCUAGGCGAUGACGGCGAGGAUGAACGAGCGUUCAGUUUCAGAAACGACGGUUUCGAAGUAAACUUGUCGCCGGAAACGAUCUCUACCCUGGUAGAUGUGUUGGGAUAUCUGGGAGAUAAGAUCAAGGAUCUCGAUACCUCAAGGGAACUAGAGUAUCUGCGAAAGCUGCGGCAGACAAAGCCAAAGAUUGCGAUCAACGACCAGGAAGAAGCGGAUGAGGCAGACUUUAUCGACGCCUUCCUGUCUUCGAUUGUGUACCAAUUCGAAGUUCACAAUGCACGCCUUAGCUGGUUGAUUGCGGAUGGCACGGAAUCUCCGCAACCGGGAGAGGAGGACCUAGUUCUCUCCAUCAAACUUCUAGAGUUCGGCACGCGCAAGACCAAGUCGGCGAGGCUCGCGAUUCAGGAUUUCCAGCUGCAGAUGAUGCCCCCGACUUUGACCCAAACACAAGCUUACUUUUCGACUGUCGACUCUCGUCGUCUCGCGUUCCAGGCGGUCGGAAAGUCACUCGACCUCCGUCUAACCUCCGGGUUCAUUAUCCCUGCGUUCAACCUCAAGGAUUCCAUUGCCCUUUCCGUCCAUAAUGUGCAGCAAGCAUCGCAGAAUUGGAAUACGGGGAUCUCGUCGACCAAGCCUGAAGAGCCUGUUACCGCAAGAAGCAUCCUGGGUACCAAGCGCCUGGAAUCUAUCUUGAUUGAUGCCGACUUUGCCGGCGCGUUCUCCGACGAUGCGGGAGGGAGCAUGGCCCUCCGAUCACCGGGUUUGGCUUGGAAGAUGGAAUACAGAGAUAAUGGCAAAGACGACCCGUCACUUUAUGGAGAAGUCAAGAUCGAAGAGUCAAGCAACGUCCUGUACCCCUCUGUCGUUCCGCUUGCCAUGGAUAUCAUGUCGAGCAUCAAGGACGUUGUCAGCACAGAUUCGGAUAGUCCCACCAAGAUCACGGUGCCCGCCAGCUCUCCGAAGCAGGGCGAGGAAGAGAAGCUUCUCACCGCCGAUACGGAUGAAGUUUUAGGACGCCUUCGCCUCAACCUUGGCUUGCGUAUCUGCAAACAGGAGUUUACCCUCAGCUGCCAACCUAUCGCUCGCGUCGCUGCUACCACUCACUUCGAAAACAUUUACCUAACCGUGAACACGGUCAGGUCCAAUGAGGCUGGUAACUUCCUGGCCAUAUCUUCGGCCAUCAACAACCUGCAGACCUCUGUGCAGCACGUGUACUCGAGAGAAUCCACCGGAAGCUUCGAGGUCGAAUCCAUUGUCCUCUCUCUAAUGAACAGCAAGCAUUUUAGCGGCAGGAGUGGCGUGUCAGCGAUACUCAAGGUGAGCCCGACAAAAGUUGCUAUCAACGCCAAGCAGCUGCAAGACUUCCUCCUGUUUAGAGAAAUCUGGUAUCCUCCCGAGAUCCGACAGGCAUCCAUGGCCCCCGUAACCAAGCUCCAGACAGAAACAUCUCAGGGCCACUUGGUUCAGAGAUAUCAGCAGGUCGCGGCAACGGCGGCGUUCCCGUGGACUGCCACCGUUUCGGUGAGCUCGCUGGAGAUUAGCCUUGAUCUCGGCCAGGCCAUCGGCAAGUCCGUCUUUGCCAUCAACGACUUUUGGGUAUCGUCCAAGAAGACGUCCGACUGGGAGCAGAACCUUUGCCUCGGGUUCGACCGCAUCGGGGCGGACUGCACCGGCCGCCUCAGCGGGCUUAUCGCUCUCCAAGACUUUAGGCUCCGCACCUCGAUCCAAUGGCCGAUGCGAGAGAAGGCGUUGAACGAGACACCCAUGGUCCAGGCAUCCAUUAGCUUCAGUCAAUUCCGGCUGAAGGCAGCUUUUGAUUAUCAGGUCUUCCUCGUUGCCGACAUCACCUCCCUCGAGUUCCUCAUGUAUAACGUCCGGCGCCCAAUGGGCAACGGAGAUCGGCUCGUGGCCAUCUUUGACGGUGAGGCAAUUCAAGUAUUCGGAACCACGUCCUCGGCUUCUCAGGGGGUAGCACUGUACCAGGCCCUCCAGAAACUGAUGCAGGAACGAAGGGGCAACUUUGAGACGUCAUUGAGGGAAAUUGAGAGGUUUAUGAGGCGCAAGUCUUCUUCCCUCAUCUCAUCGUCGCAGCCGAGCCGCAUGCCCAAGCUUCCGGAAGAAGAUACACUGGCAAAGUCGCCCAUUUCCCUUGACACAGAGGUGGUGGUUACGCUAAAGGCCCUAAACCUCGGCGUCUUUCCGAGCACGUUCUCGGACCACCAAAUCUUCAAGAUGGAGGCUCUCGACGCGCAGGCUCGCUUCGCCGCCAACAUUGCGCAGCGGCGAAUCCACAGCAUUCUCGACCUGACGUUGGGCCAGCUACGGAUCGGCCUCGCAGGCGUCCGCAACAUCGAGGCACCCAAAACCCUCAGCGAGAUCUCGGUCGAGGACGUGGUAGAACGCGCGACGGGCUCUCGCGGGGAACGAUUCUCAAAGUACCGCGGCGCGUUUGAAGGCAAGGUGGAGGUGGGGUGGAACUACUCGCGCAUCAGCUACCUCCGUGGCAUGUGGGCCAACCACGCCAAGACGCUGGAGCGGACGUGGGGCAAAGAGCUAGCCGUUACGGCGAUCAAGGUGACGGGGGUGCCGGACGGGCAGGGUGACGAGGACGGCGGAGACGGCACGUCGAGCCAGCAAAAGCAGAAGAAGAUCACGGCCGAGGUCAACGUGCCGCAGAGCAAGUACGAGUACAUUGCGCUCGAAGAGCCCAUCAUCGAGACACCGCAGCUCAGGGACAUGGGAGAAGCAACGCCGCCCCUAGAGUGGAUUGGCCUACACAGGGACAGGCUGCCCAAUUUAACACACCAAAUCGUCAUCGUUUCCCUCUUGGAGCUAGCCGGCGAGGUGGAAGACGCCUACGCGAGAAUCUUAGGAUCGUCAUGA